AUUGUUGUGAUAAACUUAUUAAAUAGAUUUUCCAAUGGUACACAUUGCAAACGUUGACAAAUUGGCACGGGAAGGUCGAGGAAGAGCACAGAUCAUGUUCGCUUACCAAAGAAUCAUCGGACCAGGAUUGAGCGAACAGGCUCGAAUUGAUCUAAAUGCAAUGAUCAAUGCUAUGAUGAACGAGGAGCCGCAAAACAGGCUAGAGAGAGGCAAUCAUUAUGCGCAGUUCUUGAAUUUUGUGGCCAAUACUGGCGUCGAACAAUUAGAGAGGUUUUUGGAGUUGUUCAAACACGCGGGCCAAGCUCCUUUAAACAUUGAGCUCGUAGAUGAAAAUAAUCUUCCUGGAAUUAUCUUCCAAACUUCAUCCAACUACAGUCAAGAUGAUCCGUACCUUGGUAUAAGAAAUUAUUUCCUGUGCCAAGACAGUAGCCUUGAACUCCCUGAAGAGAAUGACGUUCACGGUGAAGUUCCAGCGCUUUCUGCCCCUGGAGAAGAUUUACAGUUUGAAGAUGCAACUGCACAUAUAAUUCCAGAUGAUGUAUAUCAUUUCAUUGGUGAAAUGCGCAGUGCUCCGCCUGUUGCAGUCCAAGAGUCAGAUAGUAUGGUGGAUGCAGAAACUUUAUGAAACCAAGCAGCGAAUGAGUGGAUGCAGUUUGAUCGGGCUCUUUAUUUCUGACCGAUUUUGAAAUUCAAUUGCUUAAUAUUGUAUAUAAUGCAAAUUCAGGUUUUUUUACUAUUAAAAAAUGUCCAUAACAUUUUUUUGGAUGAAUUGAGGCGAAGUUUCAGGCAAUGACUUAA
Molecule: messenger RNA, 798 nt
Organism: Symsagittifera roscoffensis
Lineage: Eukaryota; Metazoa; Xenacoelomorpha; Acoela; Convolutidae
Exons: 3
Coding region: 35-625 (196 amino acids)
Source: RefSeq, a predicted model, not a curated record